Molecule: messenger RNA, 1568 nt
Organism: Brassica oleracea var. oleracea
Lineage: Eukaryota; Viridiplantae; Streptophyta; Magnoliopsida; Brassicales; Brassicaceae
Product: probable E3 ubiquitin-protein ligase ARI12
Exons: 14
Coding region: 3-1565 (520 amino acids)
Biological process (GO): ubiquitin-dependent protein catabolic process; positive regulation of proteasomal ubiquitin-dependent protein catabolic process; protein polyubiquitination
Cellular component (GO): ubiquitin ligase complex; cytoplasm
Molecular function (GO): zinc ion binding; ubiquitin protein ligase activity; ubiquitin conjugating enzyme binding
Source: RefSeq, a predicted model, not a curated record
UCAUGGAUGAUUCAGAUAUCAAAAGGCUGGGCGAGAUCCUUAUUACAGCGGAGGAGGAGGAGGAGUUGAAUACACCUGAUGAACAUGAUCACACCGAAACAUCUACCCACCAGAGUUAUGUAACCAUUCUGAAAGAAGGAGAUAUCCGAAGUCGUAUGAAAGAAGAGAUCCAACGUGUUUCAAAUACUUACUCAAUCUCCAAAGACGACGCCACACUUCUGCUAGCCCACUUUCGCUGGGAUGAUAUUGAACUUCAUAAGAACUGGUCUGAUAACGCUAAAACUGUUAGAGAAAGCGUCGGAAUAUUUGAGUUGGAGAGACCACUUGAUUUACCUUCUGACGACAAAAAUUUCUAUUGCGGAAUCUGCUUCAAAAUACACUCACUUGAGAGGUCUGCAUCGGUCUCAUGUGGCCAUCGUGUAUGCAAGUUCUGCUGGAGAAGUCAUAUCAACAAAAGAAUCAAAGAGAUUGCAGAUGUUGACUGGUAUGGGACAUUAAAAUGUCCAUAUUGUCCAGCUUCCUUUGGUUGGGACAUGAUAGAGAGUUUUGCUUGCCAGGAAGAGAAGACUAAGUACUAUCGAUAUCUCUUUAGAUCUUACGUUGAAGGCAGCAAAGUGAUAAAAUGUUGUCCUGCUAAGGGGCGUAGCUGCGAUGUUCAUCUUACUCCUGGUUCCGGAAACUUUGAUGUCUUAUGUCUCUGCCUGCUUAGUUUCUGUUGGAAUUGCAGCCAGGACACUCACAGUCCAAUGGACUGUGAAUCAGCUGCAAAAUGGUUAAGAAUGAACAGUUCUGAUUACCAAGACCCCAACUGGGUACGAGAGAACACGGUGCCUUGCCCUAGGUGUAAGCUAAGGAUCAGAGAAAAUCAAGAUUGGUCACUGAAGAUGAGAUGCUUUCCACCUUGCAACUAUGACUUCUGUUGGCGCUGCCGUGGUCAAUGGACUGAACAUGGCUUAGAUUUAUACACUUGUACCCAUGAUGAGGUCUCGUAUGAAGAGACUGUUUUUGGGAAUAUGGCAGAAUAUGCUGCAGGUAGAUACAAAGACUGUCAUGAAAAGUGGAUGAGUAAUGAAUCGUUGAUGCAAAAGGCAAAAGCAAAACUCCAGCAACUACACACUGAUGUUAUUCCAGAUUUGAGUAACAAACAGUUAGCAACUGUACAGCAGCUUGAGUUCAUUGCGGAAGCUUGGUCUCAGAUCAUGGAAUGUAGAAGGGUCUUGAAAUGGACUUAUGCUUAUGAGUAUUACCUAGGAGAGGACCAGGUCGAAAAGCAAGCUUUCUUGAAGCUUAAGCAAGACAAUGCAGAGAUUCCUCUGGAGAAGCUCAAUUACCUUGCAGAGAAUCAACUGAAUAUGUUGCUUGACUCAGAUGGACCAUCAGAGAAUUUUAAUAGAUUCCGCAGCGAUUUAACUGACUCAACUAGAAUAACGAGAAAUCACUACGAGCUUCUUGUAAGAGAUCUUGAAGAUGGCUUAAGUAAUGUUGUCGGUGCUUCGACGUCGCAAAGGGCACGUAACGAGGAUGAUGCUAGUGGUUCGAGCAGUAUACAUGAUGAUUUAUUUUAAUGU